Messenger RNA from Etheostoma spectabile (orangethroat darter), 1936 nucleotides. It is a transcript of the gene arf2a, whose product is annotated as ARF GTPase 2a. The coding region runs from base 239 to 781 and encodes 180 amino acids. Gene Ontology annotation, molecular function: GTPase activity; GTP binding. Lineage: Eukaryota; Metazoa; Chordata; Actinopteri; Perciformes; Percidae. The record is from RefSeq and is a predicted model, not a curated record. The transcript has 5 exons.
ACCAGACUGCAAACGUGUUUAAUUCUGCUGGAAAGGCGUGCAUUUCAACAUGGGGUCUAUGGGAAUUGACUCUCCUUUGGAGCCACCCUCAAGUGGCCACUGGAUGAACUGCAGUUGUUGGCACUUCCGCAUUGGCUUCAUUUCUUCAGCACCGGAGGUUUAGAGACGUGUCUCAGCCUUCAUUUAUUGGUCAAGACCAGGAAGAAGGACUUAGAAGCACCAGCCAAGGUGAGCCAAGAUGGGAGCUUUUGCUAGCCUGUUUAAAAGCUUGUUUGGAAAGAAAGAAAUGAGGAUCCUAAUGGUAGGACUGGAUGCUGCUGGAAAGACCACUAUCCUGUACAAGCUCAAACUGGGAGAAAUUGUUACCACAAUCCCUACUAUCGGUUUUAAUGUUGAGACAGUAGAAUACAAGAACAUCAGUUUUACAGUGUGGGAUGUUGGCGGUCAGGACAAGAUCCGGCCACUCUGGAAGCAUUACUUCCAAAACACACAAGGCCUUAUCUUUGUAGUGGAUAGUAAUGACAGGGAGCGAGCUGGUGAGGGGAAGGAGGAGCUGAUGCGAAUGCUGGCUGAAGAUGAGCUGGCGGAUGCUGUGCUGCUUGUGUUUGCCAACAAACAGGACCUGCCCAAUGCAAUGAAUGCAGCUGAGAUCACAGACAAGCUGGGCCUACACUCCCUGCGCCAUCGUAACUGGUAUAUCCAGGCCACAUGCGCAACUGCCGGAGAUGGUCUUUACGAGGGUCUCGACUGGCUUUCUAACCAGCUAAAGAAAGCAAAAUGAUCCGUUACUCCACCUUCUGUCUGUCCUCUCUGUCUGCAGUGUACUGGUUCCUGGUCUCAUUCUCUCCUUCUCUCUCUUUCCUCUGAAGCGUUGGACCCUUUGCCAGUGCUACCCUGCAUCUGUGUACUGUAGGUGUGUGUUUUUUGGAUAUGUGACAUGUGAGUGGGAGCAGCCAGGUUGGGUAUUGAACACAGUUAACUCUCAAGUAUCUCAUUCCUCCAGUCUCAGCACAUCCAAAGCCACUGCUCUCCACACAGAAAAAAAGACACAGGAUGUUGAGUGUUGUGUAAUUUUGUUUUUAAAACUGCUAGUGACAUUUAGGUCUUUUAUUCACCUUGCAAAGACACACAGUAUACCACAGUGUCAUGUUUGAUACGGUAAAACAUCCCACAUCCCAGUUCACAUUCUUUUGAAAAUGUGGAGUUUUGGUGAAUUUAAGUUGAUUUUGACUGCUGCAGUGAACACUGGAUACUUAUUUAUUUCCUCUCUUUCAGAAAUGUUUGAGUCCCCAAGUCUGUAUGCUGUACGUCCUGUUACUGUCGGAAUGUAGUCAGCCUUUCUGUUUCAUGAAUGAAUGAACUGAAUCAUUUCUUCAGUUUUUAAACUGAAUUCAGUGCCACCUCUAAAUGUUUUCCCUCUUAUGGCAAUAACCUGAUAUAUAUAUUUACAUGUUUUUUUAAAGACAGAGCUUUAAAAGAUCCAUCAGGACUGAGUCUAGAAAAGGCAAUACAUGUUACAGUGUAUGUUUACAUAUAUGGAGGUGUGUUGUGUGUAGCUACUGCAUUGUUGGUGGUGGAGUGUAUCCGACCGGUGCUGUUUGGGUUUCCACCUCGUCCAGUUACUGGAUUGGUGAGGCCUUUUGUUUUUUGGACUUUCUUCCACUCUUUUUUAUUUACUGGUAGUCUUAUUUUCUAUUGUGUAUAGUUUGUUGUGUCUGUUUUCCUUUUUUAAUGUUUCUGUUGAUGCACAAACAACCUGGUUUACUUUGGCAUGAGUUGACGUGCCAGGUGUACAAAUGCUCUAGGGACCGAUUGUUUAGAUUCGGAAAGUGCCCAUUGUGUUUGGUUUGCAGGGCAUGAGUUUUCCCACCUGUGGUUUUCUAGAGGACACAAAAUUGUCAGCCUGUCUUUGAUUAACAGUACAGUUGAAUUGGAA